This is a messenger RNA of Plasmopara halstedii, 1362 nucleotides long. RefSeq lists its product as uncharacterized. Bases 1 to 1362 code for a protein of 453 amino acids. The transcript has a single exon. Lineage: Eukaryota; Oomycota; Peronosporomycetes; Peronosporales; Peronosporaceae. The record is from RefSeq and is a predicted model, not a curated record.
AUGACUUCAGCAGACAAUAACGAAUGGGACGAGUGGGAAGAUAGCAGCGCUGCGUCGUCCCCACGAUCCCCAACAAGCUCUUGUUUUCGUGACCAUGAAAAUAAGAAUGAGGCGCAAUCCACAAGACCUGACUCAUGUUCAUCUGAUUUAGAGGAGUGGGAAUUCGAUUUGUCAGAACUCGAACAAGAGAUGUCGACUCUUGCUCCAGCUGCCUGUGCAACGCCGUUCAGCAUGUCAGACGUCGCUGAAAGCAGCGAAGAGAAGAUAUUUUUAUCACUGGACAGGCUUCCUUCCGAAUUGCGGGUCAAUAAUGAGCGAAUGCAAAUACUUGAGGCUCUAGCAUUGGUCGCACAUAUGCACGUCAUAUCCGUACGGGAUCGCUUCGCACAGCUGCAGAAUAAUGCACAGAGCACUCACGAUGAGAUAAAAAGAAUUACUUUGGAGUUGCAGCAGCUGGCUGGAGAUUGGGGACGUCGAGAACUAUUGGAGACGACGUUAGUGGCCACAGAACGCCGACAACUCGAAGAAAUGUCGGGAUUGUUGCAUAAUGCUAUGAGUGCUGACCACGAAGAUCUGACGCUGUUUCAAGAGGUGGUGGAGCAGCUAUUUGAAGGGUUUCCAGAUAAAAAACUGGUGCUAUCCACAAACUGGCUAAAGGAUGAAAGAGAGAUGAAGGACGAAUACAAGACGGACAGCUAUAUUAAUCAGAUACUGGCCAUCCGCGAUGAUGUAGCGUCAAAGACUAGCCGCAUACCAACAUUAUCAGAAGCUGAAAUUUUUCAAGACGCCAAGGACAUUGGACGUGAUGAGCUACUGAUUAAUGGGGAACGUGUAGAAGGUAAAAGAGGAUACGAUGCAGUUGUCGACGCCUUGCAGCGUGAGUUGGAAUUUGUCCUGGCACAUCAAGUCGGUAAAACGCCGGAACAGACGCCCAUGGAGGUGAGCAAUGCUCUUCAUUCGGUAGCAAUGGCAGUACUGCAUGCAUGCAAUCGAACAGAAUCAGGUGGGUGCUCGUACGAACUACUGACUAAAUUUCUCAGUAACCACGAGGUGGAUCGAGUUCUACUUCGACCUGCGUCAGCACGUGCUACCCCGCUUCAAAUUGAUUUGGAUGUUGGCCCAUACUUGGAGACUAUAUUAAGCGCAAAGGAACAAAUGUGGGCUUUUGGUCUUCGUGUCAAGCUUACAGCAGUGACGUGGUAUCUCGUGUGUGAUGCAAAAGACCCGUCAAACGAACUAUACGAGGUAGAAACUACGUUUUGCAACCGACUUGCCUUCCCAAUUGGACUAACGCCAUUUCAUCCAUUGGACAAUAUGCGCAAAGAUUGUGGUAACGUUGCUAUUCGCUUGGUGUCAUUGUAG